UCGCUCUUUCUCUUCCCAUUCUUUUGACUCCCCGCUGCUCUAAGGCUUAGGGUUCUUCGUUUACGCGUUUCUUUCUCUCGUUGAUUGCAUUUGUUUUAGAAAUUGUGUAAUAGUCGAAAGACUAAGAUCAUCACUGUUUUACAUAACAAAUGGAUGAAGCAUUGGAUUUGGAUGAGAAUGCUUCUGGCAAUGACAGCGAUGUUUCGUCAGUCGCGAGCAAUCUCCAUGAUGAAGAGAUUAUCCCUUUUUUUACAAGAGAAGAUAUCGAAACAACCUCACCGUCGAGGCGAGAUGGUAUUGAUUUGAACAUGGAAAAUAGCCUACGCAACUCUUACUGUUCAUUUUUGGAAAAUCUCGGCGAAAGAUUGAAACUUCCCCAGGUAACGAUAGCCACUGCUACGGUAUUCUGUCACCGAUUCUUCAUUCGUCAAUCGCACGCCAAGAAUGACAGAUGGACAAUUGCAACAGUCUGCAUGCUCCUAGCUGGGAAGGUUGUGGAAACUCCAGUGGCUUUAAAAGACGUUAUUAUUGCUUCUUAUGAGAUUAUACACAAGAAGGAUUUUUCUGAUGCUCAGAAAAAGGAAGUAUAUGAGCAACAGAAAGAGCUUGUAUUGAGUGGAGAGGAGCUUGUUCUUUAUACAUUAAACUUUGAUCUCUAUAUUAGUCUCCCUUAUAGACCUCUUGUCGAAGCAAUUAAGAGAUUUAUGGUUGACGAUGCUAAGACCGAUCUUGCCCCACUUUCAUGGAAUCUUAUCAACGAUUGUCGACGGACGACGCUCUGCCUGCAGUAUAAGCCUGAUCACAUAGCUGCUGGUGCUCUUUUCCUUGCUGCUGAGCUCCUAAAAAUGGACUUGCAAUCAUAUGGAGAGGUCUUGUGUCAAGAUUUUGAUAUCCCAGCUUGUCAAUUAGAGGAUAUUCGAGGCCAAAUACAUGAGAUUUAUGAGAGAAAGCAUAUUCCUACAUCUCAAGAAAGCAAAGCUGAAAGUAGUGGUGGUGUAGCUGUAGUGCAUCAACCUUUAUCCAGAGAUAUGGCUUCCACAGAUAAGUGUCCAAGUUCUGAUAUCGAAGUUGGCUCAUCGAAAGUCAAUCUAAGCCAGAGCGAUGAUCAUUCAGUCCACGAGGGGUCUAGGCCUGAAGAAAUUGGAGAGGAGCAAUCAGAAAAUGAAGCUGGAAAGAAUCGAGAUGACCAUUCUGUUCAUACUAUAAUUGUUGAGACAAGUGAUAAUGCUGCGGUCAGCCAAUUGGAGAAAGACUUGCAAGUGCUUCAAGAGGAGGUGGAUGAUGCUAAACAAGAGAAAGAUAAGAAGUCCUUUGACAAAGAUAUACAGAAGAGGGAUUUGAUGGAUGAGAAGGACUUGAGUAAAAGAGAAGCAGAAGAAGAGGAUAGCAUUACGAGAAGACAAAGCUUGAUGAACCCUGAUGACAACAGGAGUGUAGAACACAGUGAGCUUCUAGAUGCAAACAACUCAGGUAUUGAGGCUGAUGCCUCUCUGAUGAAUGACAGUGAUAUAUGAAAGAAUUGAAGAUGGUGAAAUAUUGGUAUAGAUUUUCAGCUGACAAGCUAUUGGAAGAACUGGGUUUUGGAGAGACGACUAUUGGGAAGAGCUUAUAAGUAAAAGAGUUUUGGAGAGACAAUUUAUUUUAUGUUUCUCCAAAACACGAUGGUUUUGGUUUCAAGAUUUUUGGUAGAUCAUCAUGACUUUAUAAAUCUUGUCUCUGUCCACUAGUUUUAACCCUAAGAAUCUGUAAAUAGUAAAUGCAUGUACAAAGUUUCUUUGUUUUUGCCUUA
Messenger RNA from Camelina sativa (false flax), 1789 nucleotides. The record is from RefSeq and is a predicted model, not a curated record. NCBI's taxonomy places the organism in Eukaryota, Viridiplantae, Streptophyta, Magnoliopsida, Brassicales, Brassicaceae.